AUGGCGCCCCAACCAAAGGGUAAACAAGGCACCAAAGGAGCCAAACAAAUUGUCGAGGAGAACAAAUCCACUUUGGUAUUCUACAGGAAUAUGGCAUUGGGCAGUGCUGCAGCCUCGAUUUUGGUGAAUUUCAUAUUCUUUGAAAUUGGCAAGGUGACAGUGAUAAUGAGCAUUUUAUCUUUGCUAACACUGGGAGCAGCAUAUCAAUUUAUGGCAUUUAUGUCAAAGGCCAAAUAUUCGGAAACUGGAGCUUUGCUGGAUUCCGGUAAUGAUUUGAAUAUGGAGGGUGGCAUUGCAGAAAAUGUUAAGGAUUUGAUUAUCCUCACCUCGGGCACAAUGUUAUUGUCAAUGGUAUCCAACUAUUUCUGGUUCCUACUGCUGUUGGCCCCCCUUCGAGCCUUGUAUAUGUUGUGGGGCAGUGUUAUCAAGCCAUGGUUGGCCCAAAAGAACGAAGCCCAAGAACCCGAAAUCAAUGAAAAGAAACAACGCAAAUUGGAACGUAGAAUGCGUCGCCAAAGAUGA
Musca vetustissima is the source of this 522-nucleotide messenger RNA. RefSeq names its product transmembrane protein 208. NCBI's taxonomy places the organism in Eukaryota, Metazoa, Arthropoda, Insecta, Diptera, Muscidae. The coding region runs from base 1 to 522 and encodes 173 amino acids. The record is from RefSeq and is a predicted model, not a curated record. Gene Ontology annotation, biological process: vacuolar protein processing. The transcript is spliced from 4 exons. Gene Ontology annotation, cellular component: intracellular membrane-bounded organelle.